AUGCUCCGCUUCCUAGUGGUCGCGUUGGUCAUCACCGUCUUCCUUGCUGGGAUCGUUGUGCUCGUCUUCUGGCUCGUUGUCUGGUCGAAGCCCAUCGAGUAUAUCGUCACGCGCGCCGUGGUGCGCCACUUCAACGUCACGCCGCCGCCCGGCGCCACAGUCAUCGUGACGUUCUACCUAACCCUCGCUGCCAACAACCCGAACCGGCGCGUGUCGGUGAUCUACGACUGGGUCGAGUUCUACGUGCUCUACGGAGAGGCCGUGCAGCUGGCUGUCGCCAACGCGCCGGCGUUCCGCCAGCCCCACCGCAACGAGACGCUGCUGGACGUGCGCGCCAUGGCGCGGUCGGUGCCGAUCGCGGAGCAGACCGCGCGGGAGCUGGAGCACGACCUGGCGGCUGGCGAGGUGGCCGUCGACGUCCGGGUGCGCGCGGGGGUCCAGUUCAAGGUCGCCGGCCUCAAGACCAGGCACUGCUCCUUGCAGACGUUCUGCUCGCCGGUGGUCAUCAGCCUGUCGCCGUCGUCGGCGUGGUCGUUCUAA
Molecule: messenger RNA, 540 nt
Organism: Phragmites australis (common reed)
Lineage: Eukaryota; Viridiplantae; Streptophyta; Magnoliopsida; Poales; Poaceae
Exons: 2
Coding region: 1-540 (179 amino acids)
Cellular component (GO): plasma membrane
Source: RefSeq, a predicted model, not a curated record